CUCGAAAGCACUGUUAUCAUCUUCAACCGCGUCGACCAUGGCUCCAGCUACCUCGUCAACCUCGCGGGCACACCGUAUCGGCUCGCUCCUCUUCUGCCCCGUGUGCGGAACAUUGCUGGACCUGCCACGAGACGACCAGGACGAGAUCGAGUGCCACCAGUGCGGGCGCAAGGAGCCGGCUUCGUCAUAUGAGAACCUGCCAACAAAGACGUACUCGUCGCCCAAUGCGUUCCCGUCGGCGCUGAAGAGCAAGCGCGCGCUCGUGCAGAACACGAUGCACGGCGAGGAGGCAGCCAAGGGGCGCGACCCGAUCGCACAAGAGAAGUGCGAGAAAUGUGGACACAUCGGCCUCAGCUACAAGGAGAUGCAGCUCCGCUCGGCCGACGAAGGCUCGACCAUUUUCUACAAGUGUCUCAACUGCGGACACCAGACCUCGACCAACAACUAGAUCUUGCAGCACCUUAUGUUGUACAUGCACCCAUGCGCGGA
Vanrija pseudolonga is the source of this 489-nucleotide messenger RNA. RefSeq names its product DNA-directed RNA polymerase I subunit RPA12 (gene rpa12). Gene Ontology annotation, biological process: DNA-templated transcription; termination of RNA polymerase I transcription. Bases 38 to 448 code for a protein of 136 amino acids. Gene Ontology annotation, cellular component: RNA polymerase I complex. The transcript is spliced from 4 exons. NCBI's taxonomy places the organism in Eukaryota, Fungi, Basidiomycota, Tremellomycetes, Trichosporonales, Trichosporonaceae. Gene Ontology annotation, molecular function: zinc ion binding; nucleic acid binding. The record is from RefSeq and is a predicted model, not a curated record.